Beta vulgaris subsp. vulgaris (sugar beet) is the source of this 1950-nucleotide messenger RNA. RefSeq lists its product as uncharacterized. The transcript is spliced from 8 exons. NCBI's taxonomy places the organism in Eukaryota, Viridiplantae, Streptophyta, Magnoliopsida, Caryophyllales, Amaranthaceae. Bases 243 to 1163 code for a protein of 306 amino acids. The record is from RefSeq and is a predicted model, not a curated record.
AACCCCGCCACAACACAGUCCCACCACCGACUAAAUUGUCACAGCAAAGCUUUCUUCUUUCUACGGUGUUCCGUCCUUCUCUUACGUCUUCUAUUUAUACUUUCCUCCACCUUUUUCCCUCUUUUCUCUUUCUUUCUCCGUCGAAUUUCGAAUUCUAGGGUUAAGGUUUGAUGAUCGCAUUCUGAGCAAAACGCCCAAUUUUUCUUCUAAGAUCAUCAAACCUUUCAUAUAUUCAAUCAACAAUGUACGCAUUCAAGGAGAAAGUUACUGAGAAAUUAUCUCGAUUUUUGGCUGAUUCUCCUUCUCCAACUCCCGCUCAACUUCAGGAAUCUCCUCAGGUCGAUUCAUACUCAAAGGGAGCAAAAUCUUUGUCGUCCUUAUUCACCUUUAUCCACCCUUCCUUUCCCAUUAAAAAGUCGCAGGCUGAUUUUAAAGCAGUGCAAUCUUCUCCCACCAGAUGGAGAAAUAGCAAUUGUUCUUGGCAAAGUCAAAACACGGACUUGCAGGCAGAAGGGAUUCCAAGGGAUGAAUGUAGAGAACCAACUAUAUAUAAUGAGCACGAGAGCCCUGUUUCUGCCAGCAGUACUUGUGAACCAGAGAUGUUUGAGGAUGCAUUUGAGCCUCAGAGCCCUUGGAAGCUUAUGCCUAAUUUGACUGAUGAUUCUUCAUUAAUUAAUGUGGAAUUAUAUGAGUUUCUUCAGGCUUCCCUUCCUAAUAUCGUGAAAGGUUGUCAAUGGGUAUUGCUUUAUAGUACUUUAAAACAUGGUAUUUCACUUCGCACUCUGAUACGGAGAAGUGCUGAUAUUUCUGGUCCUGCCUUAUUGAUUGUCGGAGAUAGAAAGGGUGCUGUAUUUGGUGGGCUCCUUGAUUGUCCUCUUAAACCUUGUCCAAAGCGGAAAUACCAAGGAACAAACCAUUCUUUUGUUUUUACGACUAAAUUUGGUGCACCAAGGCUGUUUAGAGCAACAGGUGCCAACCGAUACUUCUAUCUGUGCCUGAACGACUUACUAGCAUUUGGUGGGGGAGGCAACUUUGCAUUGUCCUUGGAUGAAGAUUUGUUGGCUGGAAGCAGUGGGCCUUGCCAGACUUUUGGGAACACAUGCUUGGCUCAUGAUUCAGGAUUUGAAUUGAAAAAUGUUGAGUUCACAGCAUGUUUAUUUUGAACCUCGGAUGCGGUCCUGGCAAUGUUUGCAAUAAGCUCAAAAACCUGUACAAUGUGGUCACAGAGGGUUGAUGUGCCAAGAUAUAAUAACAUGGAUCACAGCUGUUGUAACAAACUAAAAAUUACCACGAAAGGGCGUCCUAGGAAAAUAGACUAGCCUUCAAUUUUUUUCCCUUUUACUGUGGAAUGUUUUGUAAAGAUCAAUCCUUUUAAACUGAGAUAGCAUAUAUUGGAGGGAAAAAUUAUGAUUGAAAUUAAGAGUAAGAGCUUGUAUUUUGUGGUUGAAAAUACAUGAUUGGAGAUCCUGUGAUGGAUUAGAAUUUUAUUUGGCAUUAUUGGUCUGCCUAUUGCCUUGUUGCACAUUAGAAUUGCAUACUUGUGGGCUUCCUGAAUUCCUAUGGCCCUGUCAUGAGAGAGCCUCACAGGUGUUACCUGAUUCGCUAAUUUCCCUCCAAAUUGCGAAUUGAGACAGACGAAUUAUGAUCGGUUUUGGUUUAUCUUUGGCCCAUUGGGGGUGAAUUGCAAAUUUAAAAGGCGAAUCAGAUAGCGAAUUAGGUAACACUCAUUUUACUCUCUUAUGCUGUCAUGGGUUCCUUUGUUUUGCGGCUGUGCAUAUCAUGCUUCCCUGGUGGGAUCUGUGCUGUGCUAAGUUGGUUUGUUAGUUUCUUCAAUCAGUCAUGACAGAGUCUCACAGGUGUUACCUGAUUCGCUAAUUUCCCUCCAAAUUGCGAAUUGAGACAGACGAAUUAUGAUCGGUUUUGGUUUAUCUUUGGCCCAUUGGGGGUGAA